AUGCUCAGGCUUAAUGUGUACUGCUCUUUAGUGCCUGGUCCAAGACAAGUGAAAAUUGGAAGCAACUUUGCUUCAUUGGUGAAUCAUCGUUACCAUGGUGGAGCACAUAGGGUGCCUCUGAGGAUCAGGAUCAGUUCAAAGGCCAUAAAAGAUGAGAUGGAUGGUGGCACAAGCGGGUUACCCAGUCCGAGCUGGGACCCCGGGCUGGAAUUUGAGGUCCCUUUUGAGCAAAGGCCGGUGAAUGAGUACUCAUCCUUGAAGGAUGGCAUUUUAUAUUCGUGGGGCGAACUGAGUCCACGAUCCUUUUUCCUACGUCUUGGAGGUCUUUGGUUAGUGACUUUUACAACUCUCGGAGUUCCUAUUGCAGCUGCAAGCUUCAAUCCUUCAAAGGAACCUCUACGGUUUGUGCUAGCAGCUGGAACAGGGACUCUUUUUAUUGUGUCACUAAUUGUCCUGAGAAUUUAUCUGGGAUGGAGUUAUGUUGGUGACAGACUUCUAUCAGCUGUCAUUCCAUAUGAGGAGACGGGGUGGUAUGAUGGACAAAUGUGGGUAAAGCCACCUGAGAUCCUGGCUCGUGACAGGUUGUUGGGCUCGUAUAAGGUCAAACCAGUUGUGCAAUUGCUGAAACAAACACUAGUUGGAACAGGGGUGUUACUAGUUAGUGCAGUCUUCUUGUUUAUCUUUGCUACCCCAGUAGAGGACUUCAUUCAGAACAGUUUUGGCACAAAAGCAAAUUCAUCCAAUGUAUCAGCUUCAAAGAUCAGCACAAAAUUUAAUCUAAGAAAAGAGGAGCUACUAAGGUUGCCAGCGGAAGUGAAGGCUGAUGAUGAUCUAGCAGCAGCUGCUGCUGAAGCUGCUGACGGAAGGCCAGUCUACUGCAGAGAUAGGUUUUACCGUGCCUUAGCAGGUGGCCAGUACUGCAAAUGGGAAGACCUACUUAAAUAGACAAGAACAGGAAAAGGCACAGACCAUGCUCAUGUUCAAGUUACCUGUAUGAUUUUUACUUCUACUUGAUAGGGAAAAGCAAGUUCAAUAAUUAUUUCUCAUUUCAAGGAAUCAA
Diospyros lotus (date-plum) is the source of this 1060-nucleotide messenger RNA. RefSeq names its product protein CONSERVED IN THE GREEN LINEAGE AND DIATOMS 27, chloroplastic. The transcript is spliced from 7 exons. Lineage: Eukaryota; Viridiplantae; Streptophyta; Magnoliopsida; Ericales; Ebenaceae. Bases 1 to 945 code for a protein of 314 amino acids. The record is from RefSeq and is a predicted model, not a curated record.